ACCACUGUAAAAGGUGUCGCGGAAGGUUGCAAAAAGACGGUUUUUGCGUUUAACGCGUGGGACGAAACAAGCGCGCGAGCGUAGGGUGGUAAAGAUACAAGCUAUUCAAGAUGCUGCUGCUGUCGGUGGUGUGCUGUUGCCUGCUGGUUGGCGGAAGUUUCGCUGCACCGCUUGAUGGCCGACAAUCGGAGCUGAAGGACUUCACAUUCGACGAAAUCAUCCCGAACCGUUUUGGUUUACGUGGCUUCAAUGGUACCUGGUUGACAGGUGAUGAGUUGAUGUACCGCGAGUCGUCGACCGGAAACUAUGUGAAGUUCAAUGUUAAAAGCGGUACUAGCUCGGUGCUGCUGUCGGGAGAUACUUUGAGUCAAUGGGCGGGUGCCACGGUCCAAAUGAUCAAACCAGAUUUUACCAAAGCGCUCAUCCGGUAUGACGUCCGCACGGUUUUUAGGCAUUCCUCACUAUCCAAAUAUGCCAUCUAUGACACGGUUCAAGGCACUACUCUUCACGUAGCCAACCAGGAAGAAGUGUCCAUCUGUAUUGUUGCUCCAACCGGGCAAAGUCUGGCGUAUGUCAAGGACAAUAACGUGUACUACCGUGCCGCCUUGCUCGAAAACACCGAAAUCUUGCUCACCACAGAUGGUGUUCCUGGUGUAAUCUACAACGGCAUCCCGGACUGGGUGUACGAGGAGGAAGUGUUUGGUACGGACGCAACGCUAUGGUUCUCGCCGGAUGGUCAACGGUUGGCCAUGGCCAGUUUUGACGAUCGGGAGGUGAAGGAGUUCUCCUACCACAUCUACGGUAACCCUGACGAUCCCGAGCGUCAGUACCCGGAGGAGCUACGCAUACGCUACCCGAAAGUCAACACUACCAAUCCGACCGUGUAUCUGCGGGUCAAAAAUCUAGCGGCGGACACUCCGUGGGUCAACGUGCCGGCACCGGUCGCACUCGUGACCGCGGAUCAUGUGCUGGGAACGGUGAACUGGGCGUCCGCGAGCGUCCUUGGUGUAAUCUGGACCAACCGUAGGCAGAACGUGGCCACCUUCCAGAAAUGUAGUGCCAGCGAUGGCAGCUGCGUAGAAGCCAUCCGUUUUGAUAGACCAAACGGUUGGUACGAUCUGUACACACCACGCUGUUAUGGCGAUGGAGGAGAACGGUGUUUUCUGAUGGGCGCAAACAAUGGCUGGAAGGCGGUGCUCGAAGUGGUAGGUCAGAACGCCCCGAGAAUGCGCACUCCGGAGCGUUACACCGUCGCCUCGAUCAAUGGGUAUGAUGAGCAAACGCAAGCCCUCUACUACACGGCUGUCCCAGCUGAUGCACCUAAUCAUAGGCACGUGUUCCGGGAUGAUGAAUGUCUCACCUGCUCGCUGACCGACGACGAAGGUGUACCGUGUACAUUUGCAAGCGUGUCGUUCAGCUACGAUCUGCGCUACAUGGCAGCCACUUGCUCUGGACCAACACCAUCGUACACGCAGAUCUUCGCUACUACCAGCGAACCGGGCUUUGAGCCGAUCGAUUGGGAAUGGAACCUCGACCGGCGCGCCCAGCUGCAGGAGUACAAGAAGGUGGAGGUACGCGUCCUGCGUGUACCGGUUGGAGAAGACGGAUUUAUGGCAUCUGUUCGGCUCUACCUACCACCGGGCAUUGAUUUUGAUGCCGAUGCGACCGCGCCUAACGCAGAAAAAUACCCGAUGAUAGUGAACGUGUACGCUGGGCCGGAUUCGGUACGUGUGACCGAUAGCUUUGCCAUUGGGUUUUCCCACUAUAUGGCCACGACGAAGCGGACGAUCUACGCACAGAUCGAUGGUCGCGGUACGGGCAAUCAAGGAUACGAUUUUCUGUUUUCCAUCAACAACCGGCUCGGUACGUACGAGAUGGAGGAUCAGAUUGCCGUUGCACACUAUCUGCACGAGCGGUACGCGUUCAUCGACGCGAAGCGCACCGGAAUCUGGGGUUCCAGCUACGGUGGAUAUGCUACUGCCAUGACGCUGGAAAAGGAUCACCAGCAGGUGUACCGAUGUGGCAUUUCGGUCGCACCCGUUACCUCGUGGAUGUUCUAUGAUUCCAUUUAUACCGAGCGCUACAUGGGCGUACCCACGAGCAAUGCCAACGGUUACGUGCGUAGUGAUAUCAGUGGUUUUACGGACGAGCUGAAGAAUCACCUGUUCCUGCUGAUACACGGUACAGCCGACGACAAUGUGCACUAUCAGCAGUCGAUGGUUUUCGUGCGGGCAUUGUUGGAUCACGACAUCGAUUUCGACCAGAUGACCUACCCCGAUGAGGCUCACUCACUGUCCGGCGUGCAGCGACACUUGUAUCAUACGAUGGAUCAAUUCUGGGACAAAUGCUUCGCCUAACAGGUGUGCUAUCAGUAUUAGAUAACAUGUGACAUGCGCGGUUUUCAUGCUGUAUGAAGAUCUACCGUGCCUUUCAGAAUACAAGCAAGUAAAACAAGCGAUCUGUGGGUGUCAGAC
Molecule: messenger RNA, 2474 nt
Organism: Anopheles darlingi
Lineage: Eukaryota; Metazoa; Arthropoda; Insecta; Diptera; Culicidae
Product: venom dipeptidyl peptidase 4
Exons: 6
Coding region: 111-2357 (748 amino acids)
Biological process (GO): proteolysis
Molecular function (GO): serine-type peptidase activity; dipeptidyl-peptidase activity
Source: RefSeq, a predicted model, not a curated record